GUGGCACUUGCACACGUUUUCCAUAAUAUUUCGUCAGAUAAAUUGCUCUAGUGCAGCAAAAGUGAUUGCAAAAAAUUAUUGUUCAAUUAAUUCCUAAAGAACUAAGCAUAUUUUAUAAGUAAAAACAGUAUUUAAAGAAUUUAUUGCCGAAAUGCCUGAAGAACAACAGCCUGCUGUAAAUGGCGAAGCCCCUGUUGCUGGUGAACCACCAAAAACGGCCAAACAAUUGGAAAAGGAAGCUAAAAAAGCAGAAAAAUUAGCUAAACUUCAAGCAAAAUUGGAUAAGAAAGCAACUGCUGCUCCAGCGGCCACAGAAAAGAAGGAAAAGCCUGAGAAAAAGGCCAAAGAAGUGAAGGAGGCUGCGGUAUACACUGCCAACACUGCUCCCGGUGAAAUGAAAGAUCUCUCUGGCUCAUUGCCUGAUGCUUAUAGCCCCGGCUAUGUUGAGGCUCAGUGGUAUAGUUGGUGGGAAAAACAAGGAUUUUUCAAACCAGAAUAUGGACGCUCCAGCAUUUCCGAUCCAAAUCCUAAUGGAAAUUUCGUCAUGGUCAUUCCACCACCAAAUGUUACCGGUUCUCUGCAUUUGGGUCAUGCUCUCACCAAUGCCAUUGAAGAUUGCAUCACUCGUUACAACCGCAUGAAGGGCAAAACCACACUUUGGGUGCCUGGCUGUGAUCAUGCUGGUAUUGCCACACAAGUAGUGGUAGAAAAAUUGUUAUGGCGUGAUGAGAAACUCACACGUCACGAUUUGGGACGUGAAAAAUUCAUUGAAAGAAUUUGGGAUUGGCGUCGCGAGAAGGGUGGUCGCAUUUAUGAUCAAUUAAGACGUUUGGGUUCUUCCUACGAUUGGAGCCGUGUGGCCUUUACGAUGGAUCCUAAGCUAUGCAAAGCUGUUACAGAGGCUUUUGUACGUCUUCAUGAAGAUGGCAGCAUUUAUCGCAGCUCUCGUUUGGUUAACUGGUCUUGUGCUUUACGCUCAGCUAUCUCCGAUAUUGAAGUAGAUAAAAUUGAUAUUCCUGGCCGCACCUUUUUCUCCAUACCCGGCUACGAUGAAAAGGUGGAAUUUGGUGUCCUCGUGAAAUUUGCCUACAAAGUUGAGGACUCUGAUGAAGAGAUUAUUGUGGCCACUACACGUAUUGAAACCAUGUUGGGUGAUACUGCCGUGGCUGUUCAUCCCAAUGAUGAACGCUACAAACAUUUGCAAGGCAAAUUUGUGAAGCAUCCAUUCUGCGACAGACGUUUGCCCAUUGUUUGUGAUGAAUUUGUUGAUAUGAAUUUCGGUACAGGCGCUGUUAAAAUUACUCCAGCCCAUGAUCCUAACGAUUAUGAUGUAGGUAAACGUUGCAAUUUACCCUUCAUCACCAUCUUUAAUGAUGAUGGUUAUAUUAUUGGUGAUUACGGCGAGUUUACAGGCAUGAAGAGAUUCACUUGCCGCAAACAAAUUCUUGUUAAAUUGCAAGAAUUGGGUCUGUACAGGGAAACUGUUAACAAUCCCAUGGUGGUGCCAUUCUGUUCACGUUCUAAGGAUGUGGUAGAGCCCAUGAUUAAACCACAAUGGUAUGUGAAAUGCUCUGAAAUGGCUGAAAAGGCCACUGAAGCUGUACGUUCCGGUGAACUCAAAAUUAUACCCGAACAUCACACUAAGACUUGGUACCACUGGAUGGAUGGCAUUCGUGAUUGGUGUGUGUCGCGUCAAUUGUGGUGGGGUCAUCGUAUUCCUGCUUAUCAUGUUACAUUCACUGAUCCCUCCAUACAAUCUGGUUCGUCUGACGAUGAAGCCUAUUGGAUUGUUGCUCGUACUGCCGAAGAAGCUUUAACUAAAGCUGCCGAAAGAUUCAAUGUGGAUGCUAGCAAAAUUAAACUAAACCAAGAUGAAGAUGUCUUAGAUACUUGGUUCAGUUCUGGCCUCUUCCCCUUCUCAGUAUUUGGCUGGCCCGAUAAUACUGCCGAUAUGGAAGCCUUCUAUCCCACAACCCUUUUGGAAACCGGUCAUGAUAUUCUAUUCUUCUGGGUGGCCCGUAUGGUCUUCUUUGGCCAAAAGUUGCUAGGAAAAUUGCCCUUCAAAGAGGUUUAUCUGCAUCCCAUGGUGCGUGAUGCUCACGGUCGUAAAAUGUCCAAAUCAUUGGGUAAUGUCAUUGAUCCCAUGGAUGUUAUACACGGCAUAACAUUGGAGGGUCUGCACGCCCAAUUGGUUAACUCUAAUUUGGAUCCUCGUGAAAUUGAAAAGGCCAAGGCAGGCCAGAAACAAGACUAUCCCAAUGGUAUACCAGAAUGUGGUUCAGAUGCUUUACGUUUUGCCUUGUGUGCCUACAUUACUCAAGCACGUGAUAUUAACUUGGAUAUUAAUCGUGUAUUGGGUUAUCGUUUCUUCUGUAACAAAUUGUGGAAUGCCACUAAAUUUGCCCUCAUGUACUUUGGCGGUGAUGAAAAAUACUCAUCUGAUUUGCAACUGAGUGGCAGUGAAAACAACAUGGAUGUUUGGAUUCUCUCGCGCUUGGCUGCUGCCAUUGAGAUUUGUAAUAAUGGGUUUGAACAAUACGAUUUUGCGGCGGCCACCAGUGCCUGCUAUAGUUUUUGGUUAUACGAUUUGUGCGAUGUGUAUUUGGAGUGCUUGAAACCCAUCUUCCAAAAUGGUACUGACGACCAAAAGGCCUCUGCACGUAAAGCUUUGUUUGCUUGCUUAGAUUUGGGUUUGAAAUUGCUGUCACCAUUUAUGCCUUUCAUUUCGGAAGAAUUGUAUCAACGUUUGCCCAGAGCUGAUACCACACCCAGUAUAUGUGUGGCUGCUUAUCCAGCGAAUACCACUUGGCGCAACGAACAAGUUGAAAAGGAUGUUGAUUUCAUGCAAAAGACUGCUCGUAUCAUACGUUCAGCUCGUUCUGAUUACAACUUGCCCAACAAAACCAAAACUGAAGCCUAUAUUGUCUGCACCGACUCUCAACCUAAUGAUAUUCUGAAGAAAUAUGCCAGCGAUUUGUCUACCAUUUCUUACUGUUCCAAAAUUGAAUUCGAUAACACACCACCGGCUGGUUGUGCUAUUCUUACCGUUUCGGGUCAAUGUGAAGUUCAUUUGCUGCUCAAGGGUCUGAUUGAAGCGGACAAAGAAAUCGCCAAAUUGCAAAAGAAACAGGUGCAAUUGGAACAAACUGUUGGUAAAUUGAAACAGGCCAUGGAAGCUAGUGAUUAUGCCACCAAGGUACCAGCUGAAGUACAAACUGCUAAUACAGAAAAAUUACAACAGUCGGAAAGUGAAAUUCAACGUAUUACCCAGGCUAUGGAAACCCUGAAAUUGAUGUAAAUCCUUAUUUCGUGAUAAAGAGAAGAAUAAACAGUGGCGUUUCUUUUAAGCAGUUUAUUUAGUUGUUAGUUAAAGUGACUUAAAUGUUGGCAUUUCUGUAAUUUCAUUUCACAAACUAUCUGUUUUCCUGUGUUUGUAAUUUAUUUUUUUUGAAGAUUUUAAAUUAUUUUUUAUGUUAGAGGAUUAUUAUAAUAGACAAUUAGCUACAAGCUUACAAAAACUCAAAUAAAAAAUAAAUAUCUAUGCUAAAAUAUGAAUAGAACACUAAA
Molecule: messenger RNA, 3567 nt
Organism: Calliphora vicina (urban bluebottle blowfly)
Lineage: Eukaryota; Metazoa; Arthropoda; Insecta; Diptera; Calliphoridae
Gene: ValRS
Product: Valyl-tRNA synthetase
Exons: 6
Coding region: 152-3298 (1048 amino acids)
Biological process (GO): valyl-tRNA aminoacylation
Cellular component (GO): cytosol
Molecular function (GO): aminoacyl-tRNA deacylase activity; valine-tRNA ligase activity; ATP binding
Source: RefSeq, a predicted model, not a curated record